UAUGGAGGGUAAGAGGCGGUGCUAGGACACAGUGUUAGGACAAAUGUUGAACCUAUUUAGAGGGAGGUCAAUGAAGCGCUGAGGCACUUUGGUUUGGUGCUAGUCAAGAUGAAGUGGUACGCUCUUCUCUUGGCUCUGCUGCUGUCUCUGAGAUGCUCAGGCAUCCCACUGUACAGCUCAGAGCUGGAGUCUAUGGCAGACAGAGGUCUGGGAGCAGCUCUGGCAGAGGUCAACUCCAGAUAUGCUGUCAGCCAUCUUUACCGGGUGACUCGAGCCUCUGUCACAGGGGUUAUUCCCAUGGACCUGAACACCGUUGACCUGCUGAUCAUGUUUGGCAUUAAAGAGACAGAGUGUGCGAAGGCUUCCAGGAGCGACCUGCAGACAUGUGCCUUCAGACCGGGCUUCUUUGUGCCCUCCUUCUCCUGCUCCAGUCGGGUGAAAAUGUCCACCACCUCAGCCCAGGUUGUCUCCCUCAGGUGUGGCCACGACAGCAGCUCCAGCUCAGAGUCCAGUGAGGAGAUGUUCUCAAGAGGGAGACACCAGUUCAACAAUCCACCUGCAAACAGACACCGGGCUCCUCCUGCUCCUCCUCCAACUCCUCCACCCGUCCAGUCAGGUCGUUCCCUCCACAGCCAGGCAGGGGAAGUGCAGCCCAGAGGAGACACUUUCAGCAACUUCCUGGUGUGAAGGUUCAGCUCGCUCUGGAAACAUUUAGGUGCUGAUCAGAAAACAAACUUGAAUUAAAAACAGAAUUUUCAUA
Molecule: messenger RNA, 760 nt
Organism: Toxotes jaculatrix (banded archerfish)
Lineage: Eukaryota; Metazoa; Chordata; Actinopteri; Toxotidae
Gene: spp2
Product: secreted phosphoprotein 2
Exons: 6
Coding region: 109-687 (192 amino acids)
Biological process (GO): bone remodeling
Cellular component (GO): extracellular region
Source: RefSeq, a predicted model, not a curated record